UGAGUCAGAACUGGGGACCAUGCCGUCCCAGGCUCAGGGAUAAAAACCAUCGGGCCCAAGUGCCAUCAUAUUCCAUCUUCAGUCUUUCCUCCACAAAUUGAGACUCAUCCCUGCUGAAAAGCACAGUCAGAGAGCAAGGAGACCAAAAAAGCCAUGCUAUCACAUAGUACCAUGGUGAAGCAGAGGAAGCAGCAAGCAUCAGCCAUCAUGAAGGAAAUCCAUGGAAAUGAUGUAGAUGGCAUGGACCUGGGCAAAAAGAUCAGCAUCCCCAGAGACAUCAUGUUGGAAGAACUAUCCCAUCUCAGUAACCGUGGUGCCAGACUCUUUAAGAUGCGGCAGAGGAGAUCUGACAAGUACACAUUUGAAAAUUUCCAGUAUGAAUCUAAAACACAAAUUAAUCACAAUAUUGCCAUGCAGAAUGGGAAACUGGAUGGACACAGCUUGGAUGGUGGCUCACAGCAAGCCCCCUUCACUCCUCCCAACACCCCGGAUCCACGAAGUCCCCCGAAUCCAGACAACAUUGCACCAGGGUAUUCCGGACCACUGAAGGAAAUUCCUCCUGAAAGAUUCAACACCACAGCUAUCCCUAAGUACUACCAGUCGCCCUGGGAACAAGCCAUCAGCAAUGAUCCAGAGCUUUUAGAGGCUUUAUACCCUAAACUUCUCCAGCCCGAGGGAAAGGCGGAACUGCCUGAUUACAGGAGCUUUAACAGAGUCGCCACCCCAUUUGGAGGUUUUGAAAAAGCAUCAAAGAUGGUUAAAUUCAAGGUUCCAGAUUUUGAGUUACUUCUUACAACAGAUCCCAGGUUUAUGGCCUUUGCCAAUCCACUUUCCGGCAGACGGUCCUUUAAUAGGACUCCAAAAGGAUGGACAUCUGAGAAUAUUCCUAUAGUGGUAACUUCAGAAUCCACAGAGGAUACCGCUGUACCAGAAUCUGAUGACCUAUGAAAAGAAAAUUGUAUGUGCCACAAAAACCUCUGACUCUAAAUGUUGCUGUUCAGUAUUCUACUCCCUAGCAAAGUCACUUAACUCUCCUCAUCAGUAGUAAUAAUUUCAUAGCAGUUCAGCAGUUUUUUUCUUUUGUGGCAUUUAAUUUUAAUCUCAGAUGAAAUAGGA
Condylura cristata (star-nosed mole) is the source of this 1116-nucleotide messenger RNA. RefSeq names its product myozenin 2 (gene MYOZ2). The coding region runs from base 154 to 948 and encodes 264 amino acids. Gene Ontology annotation, molecular function: telethonin binding; FATZ binding; actin binding. The transcript is spliced from 6 exons. The record is from RefSeq and is a predicted model, not a curated record. Gene Ontology annotation, cellular component: Z disc; actin cytoskeleton. Lineage: Eukaryota; Metazoa; Chordata; Mammalia; Eulipotyphla; Talpidae.